This is a messenger RNA of Pelmatolapia mariae (spotted tilapia), 921 nucleotides long. Its product is annotated as GTPase IMAP family member 9-like. Lineage: Eukaryota; Metazoa; Chordata; Actinopteri; Cichliformes; Cichlidae. The record is from RefSeq and is a predicted model, not a curated record. Bases 1 to 921 code for a protein of 306 amino acids. The transcript has 2 exons. Gene Ontology annotation, molecular function: GTP binding.
AUGGCAGGCAACGAGCCCGUCAGGAGAAAUGAUGAAGUUUUGAGGAUUGUAAUGGUGGGGAAGACGGGCAGUGGGAAGAGCGCCACAGGAAACACCAUUCUGGGACGAGACUUCUUUGAAUCCAGGUUCAGUUUUAACUCGAUGACUGUUCACUGUUCUAAAGCUGAAGCUGUGGUGGAUGGGCAGAAGGUUGCAGUCAUUGACACCCCAGGCCUCUUUGACACCACCUUCGGCAUGGAUAAAGCAGCUAAAGAUUUUUCCCAGUGUAUCAGUUAUGCUUCUCCUGGACCUCACAUCUUUCUGGUGGUCAUCAGAUUGGGCAGAUACACUGCAGAGGAAAUGCUGACAGUUCAGAAAAUUCAAGAAGCCUUUGGCCAGGCAGCAGACAAAUACAGCAUGGUUCUUUUUACUUGCGGGGAUCAACUUGAGGACAGGUCUAUAGAUGAGCUCUUGGGGGAAAACUUAGAGCUGCAGGAACUCCUGGCCAGAUGCAAUGGCCAGUACCAUGUCUUAAAUAACAAGAAGAAGGACCGAGCUGAGGUCACUGAGUUGGUCAUUAAGAUCAAAAGUAUAGUUCAGAAGAACGGAGGAAGCCACUACACCAACGAGAUGUUCCAAGAGGCUGAGAAAGAAAUUGAGGAGGAGAAACAACGAGUCCUGAAAGAGAAAGAGGAGCAAAUACGCAGAGAAAGAGAAGAACUGGAGAAGAAAUUCCAGGAAAAGUAUGAGAAAGAGAUGAAGAAAAUCACUGAACAACUCCAGAAUGAGAGAGAGAGAUUUAACAUGAUGAGAAUAUUAGAGGAACAGCGUCAAAGAGAAGCUGCUGAGGCCCAACGAAAACUAUGGGAAGCCCAACAAGAAAUGGCCAGACGUGCAGCUGAAAGGUCUCCUAAAAAAAGGAGAAAAUGUUUAAUAAUGUGA